AUGGCACAGGCAACUCAGCACUUCAAGCUUCUUAUGUAUAUGAAAAAGCCGAAACCUUGGCGCAGAGUGACCGAUAACGAUGGGAAUAAAAUGAGCCAUUGUGAAAAGACACGAAAUGUUGGAAGGAUUUGCAGGCGACUAGUGAUUAAUCAUAGCCCAAGUAUUCCGAUGAACUGUCAUACACCACGAAUCAGUAAAAAGAAAUGCCAUAAAAGAAAAGCUGAACCUCCGUUUUUGAUAAGGAAUUGUAUCAGUGGACAUGAAAAUUGGGGAAAGUAUGUUCAAAGGAUACAACAUUGGACACAAAAACUGGAGCAAAGGGAACGAAAUAUUUCAGCCAAUUCUUCCUCUUUAAAUGAUCAAAGUCAGAUGUCUUACAAUGGUAAUCAAGUAGAAAAUGUGCCGAUUUUUACAUCCUUACCGGUUACUAGUGCUGCUUUACUACGUUCAUUUUAUACCAUUUGGCAUAUUGGACGCAUAUCAAGGAAAUCGUUGAAAACAAGUGAAGAGACGAACGCAGCCUUGAAAAAACUUUCGGUUUCACCAACAGUCGAAAAAUGUUUACAAAACCCACCAAAAGGUGGUAUUACUGCUGAAUUGAUCACUGACAGAUCGCAGCUAUCGAAACGAGCAUUACAUACUCUGAGUCGAUGGGCGCGAAUGACUGAAGAUGUGGUGCAAGAUGGCUACGAAUCUGGAUACGAUGAUGAUCCUGUCGAGAUUUGGAAUCGUGCGAUAACUCUUGCUGAGGCAUCGUCAUACACGGAAAGCGAAUUAAAUAAUGUCACUAAAACUACAAUUGAUGCAGCUUCUUUUUCUACGAGUACUGAUAAAGUAACACCAAGAAGACGAUCUAACAGAGUGUUUAAAUCUAUCAAUUUAAAAGAUUAA
This is a messenger RNA of Loa loa (African eye worm), 891 nucleotides long. RefSeq lists its product as hypothetical. The transcript has 5 exons. Lineage: Eukaryota; Metazoa; Nematoda; Chromadorea; Rhabditida; Onchocercidae. Bases 1 to 891 code for a protein of 296 amino acids. The record is from RefSeq and is a predicted model, not a curated record.